ACGAGUUCCAUAAAGUGUUUAUAAUGCUUCAGUCAGUAAAUAAGCUCGCACACUCAUUCGCCGAACACGGUGUAACCUCACAAGAGUGCACGGAGGCGCUCGGUCAGAGGCUGCGGCGGCAUCUUACAUUUCCGAGGUAUAUAAGUGGAGGCUCCACGCAGAAGCGGACCAUUGCCUCCCGACCCCACUGGACAACAGAAACACCGGCUGGCUCGCGAUGCGGUGGAUUGCACUGAUUGUAUUUUGCGCUGCGCUGUUGGCGACAUGGGCGGAGCCAGAUCCGAAAAAGUACAAAUCUGAAGUGAAAGACAAAGACAAGGCCACCAAUGCAAGCCUCACAGAUGAGGAGAGAAAAUUCCUACGAGAAGUUGAAGCCAAGUUUGGAGUUAAAAAUGAUGUACCAGAUAUUACGAAAGUUGACGAUAAAACUAAUGGCGUUGGCGUUGCCAACUCCAACGAAACAGUCAAGGCACCAUUUCCAGCGGUAAUUGCUAUAGAAAUCGUUAAUGAUACCGAUACCAAUACCAAAGGGAAAAGGACUAUUGACGCUAAUCUCGGCUAUGGAUACAGAACGAACCAUGGGUAUACUUACACCUAUUUUGGAAAGCCGCAGGACAAAGGAAAAUUCAUGAUUUACCCGUACUCGCAAGAAGACAUCCCGCCGGCGCAAGGAGCUUCAUACAAUCACGGAUCAUCUGGGACUUAUACUACUGCAUCCACUCAAGUAGAGAUCCAACCAUCUCGGGCUUAUGAGCUGGUCGACGUGAAGGAAGAACAAAAUUCCUAUCACUAUAACAAGCCUACACCAUCCCCGAACACAAACUACCAGAACAUAAAAGGACUUGUCUCUCCACCACCUCCUUACAGUUCCAGUGAAUCUCAUCAGGAGACCACUCACCAAAACCCAACUCUGUACACCACUUACAAUGGGCAAGACUUCUCCGCUUUAAGUGGACAAUUCCCAAGGGUGAUGUCUAACUACUUGGUAGAUUCUUCGCAACUACUAAAGAAUCCACAAUACCAGAGUGCUGGCCUCAAUCAAGACUACGUGAAAACUCAUAGCUCUCAACUGGGUCAAAGAGUUGUUCCAGUCUUGGUGCUGAGAGUUCCUAGUUCUUAUUUGAAACAACCAACCGCUGAACUGUAUUCUAACUUACCUAACAAUUACCCUGUUUCUCAUUACCUUCAAAAUGUUAAUUUGCAAGAAGUCGUUAAUAACUACUUCAAGAAAAUCGGCUAUUCCUUCGCCCCUCAAGUAAUGACGUAUCAAAACUCAUUGUUAUCAGACCCAGGAUCGACUCCUGCAGUAGCAAGCCACGAAACUCAUAACUAUGCCAAUCCUCAUGUGAAUCCUGCAUAUACACAAGCAGAUUAUUCAGGCGUUCAAUAUUCAGCUGUGCAGCCCGUAAUGGCCAAGUAUCCUACCACGUACACUAGUAAGGAGCAGUACUAUGUACCUAUGACUCAAUCUCUUUACCAGCAACCGCAGCAGCAAUACGAAUACAUGUACCAGUAUGUGCCUCAGCAGGAACAAUCUCAAUUGUACUAUGUGCCGCAAUACCAAUCGCAAUCAGCUGAAGUAUCUCAUGAAGCUCAGGGUGGGCAUGCAGCUGUUGAACAGAGCAGCAGAGGGCAUGCUGAAUAUGGUGUUCCUCAACAAUCAACUGUCUACCAAACAUCUGAGCCAACCGUGGAGUAUGGAGCACCUGAAGCUCAAGGAUCACCGCAGCAUGGCACAUCAGAAGUAUCUUAUGAAUCCUCUCAGUUAGCAGCACAAGAAUACGCUGCUCAGAAGGAACAGGCUGUAGAAUACACCCCUCAACAAACGGUAUCUGCCGAGUACGGUCCUACCAAACUAAACUUGCCAACUUACACCUCUUCCCAGGGUAGAGCUAAUUACGGAUCACAGCACAGCUCGCCGAAAGAGACUCUUGCUAUCUACUCUCAGCAACUAAGUCAAGCGGCGGCCAAUUACGGUCAUAAAGAGGCAUCAGGAAGUCCGAAUUACUACUAUCAGAAACAAGCGGGCGAUGAGUCCGAUUCGAAUACAUUGGUGAUUUCGGAGAACUACCCGAGUAAAGAUCACACGCUCGCAACGGUCCUGCCGCUGAGCUACAAACGUGACAAGAAACCCAAUACUGCGACGGUCCAGACCGUUAGCUACGUCACACCGAUGCCAUACUCGCACAAAUACCAGUCGCCCUACAAAAUAAUGGUGCCGCAGACGGUUCUUAGAAAUCCGUCUGCGGAGAAGGUGUCCUAUGUAAAUUCGCAUUCGAUACCGUACAGUCAGAUUGCGAAUCAAGAGUAUAACCCGGAGGCCGAGUACACUGCCCCGGCGCAGUACGUGCCACCUGUCAGCAAGCAGAAACCUCCAGCGUACCCUCGCAAUUACCACUCUCAUCCGAAACGUAACGCAAAACCAGAGAAGUCUGAAAACCAUUCCACUCAAACGAAGAAACGCGGGGAGAAGAACGACCAUAAGAAAUCAUCGUAGUUAUUUUUGCCAACUAGAAUUUAAGUUGUAAAUAUAGCGUAAGUGAUGUUACUUACCGUAGUACUAAU
Molecule: messenger RNA, 2565 nt
Organism: Ostrinia furnacalis (Asian corn borer)
Lineage: Eukaryota; Metazoa; Arthropoda; Insecta; Lepidoptera; Crambidae
Exons: 3
Coding region: 218-2497 (759 amino acids)
Source: RefSeq, a predicted model, not a curated record